Messenger RNA from Camponotus floridanus (Florida carpenter ant), 1556 nucleotides. RefSeq names its product phospholipase A1. Gene Ontology annotation, molecular function: lipase activity. Gene Ontology annotation, biological process: lipid metabolic process. NCBI's taxonomy places the organism in Eukaryota, Metazoa, Arthropoda, Insecta, Hymenoptera, Formicidae. The transcript has 3 exons. The coding region runs from base 369 to 1547 and encodes 392 amino acids. The record is from RefSeq and is a predicted model, not a curated record.
AUUGAAACAGGAACUGUCAUAUUGAGAGAAAACAAGGUCAAAAGUUCGAAGACCUCUUACAUGUGCAUUUUUAUGCGAGAAGAGACAAUUUCCAUUUGAUAACGAAUAGAGUUGUCAACGCUUACAGAAGAAUAAUCCGAUACUACUGACCAAAAUACUUCUAGUCAUCCGAUGACGCGGUAUCGACAGGUGGGGAAGAUUCAAGGAAGGGAGACCUUUAGAGCGAAAGAGCGAGAGAAAGAAAGAAAGAGACAAAGAAUGGAGGAACAAAACGGUAACCCGGGUGGCAAAAUCACCGCGGAUCGACCAUCAGCAGGCGUCGAUCAUCAGUUCUCGAAACGUACGCGUCGCGAAAAGACAUCCCCAAAAUGCGCGCGCUCGUGCCUGUGACAAUCUUCGCCGCGAUCCUGGUGACAUGGGGUUGCGCUCAUAUAAUUACCUGGAGGGAGGUGCGACGAGAAGGGCCGAUUCGCGAUGCUAUCGAGAGCGGCGCCGCCGCCGAGUACAACAAGGACGAUUGCAUCUGGAGGCGAGGAAACGACCGGGAUGUCUGUCCCGAUCCGGACGUACAAGUAUAUCUUUACACGCCUGGUCGAUCACGAGUGAUCCUGGAUCCCUUGGAACAGUCUGAUUGGCUGCGUCAGGAUUAUGAGCCCACCAGAGACAAUGUGAUCCUUAUUCACGGAUACGCAGGUGGUGAUGAUACGUUGCCGAUCACGAUUCUACGCGACGCUUACCUGAGAAAUGGCAGCUACAACGUCUUCCUGGUCGAUUGGGGUGCGUUAUGCGCACGACCGUGUUAUCCGGCUGCAGUGGCGAAUAUACGAUCGGUAGCGAAGUGUCUCGCCGGCACUCUGACGAUCUUGAGGAACCUUGGCUUGCAGAUCGCAAAGACCACCUGCAUCGGGCAUUCCUUAGGCGCUCACGUCUGCGGUAUCAUGGCCAAUUAUCUGCUCUUCAGAAUGUACAGGAUAAUCGGCUUGGAUCCCGCUCGUCCGCUUCUCCGACCAGGCUUGAUGAACCGUUUGGAUGCCGGUGACGCUGACUUCGUCGAGGUGAUACACACCAACGCCGGAUAUUACGGCGAGGUCGGUCGCGUCGGUCACGUGGACUUUUGUGUCAACGGCGGCAAGGUGCAACCCUUCUGCGAGGACAGGGAGAUGUUCAAUUUGUGCAGUCACGUGUGGUCCGUUUGCUUUAUGGCGCAAAGCAUAGAGGACGAUGGGUCGAGUAUGAUGGCCGAGUCCUGCUCCAGAAGAUGCCCCUCGGGUCCAAGGACCACCGCCAGGGCGGGAGAAUACGUAAAAAUGGGGCAACACACUCCAGUCAACAUUAGAGGAUCCUUCUGCUUCAACGAAAUUAAUCCGCCAUAUUGUCCGAAAUAUUGGAAGGGUCGCGGUGAUGAGAGAUGCUGCGUACCUGAAUUAUCGAGUAACGAAGAAAUAGAAGAGAACGACGUAAAGUACGAUAAUAUGACGGAACGUGCUAAAUUUACGAAACGAUUGCACUUUGAGCUUGACUUAAGACGGCCAAGAUAUGUUAAGUAAGAACAAUUA